CUUUUUCUCUUCUGUUAGUUUUGAUUUUGAAGCGAUCUCUUUCUCUUUGAGGUAGACGAUGGAGGCGGAGCUGAAAGAGCUAUUCGAGGCGGCCAAGAAAGCGGCAGACGCUGCGGCUGUUGACGGCGCCGGUGCAGAUUCUUCUCCGGAGGAAGAUCGUUGUAUAGACGCCUUGAAAGCCCUUAAAAAAUUCCCUGUUAACUAUCAAGUUCUCGUUUCCACGCAGGUGGGGAAGCGGCUUCGCCAACUAACAAAACACCCCAGAAAGAAGAUUCAGUCAUUAGCUGCUGAAAUGGUUGAGAUAUGGAAAAACAUAAUCGUUGAAGAAACAUUAAAGAACAAGAAGAACGGAAGUUCAGACAUCAUAAAAUCUGAAAAUGGAGCAGAGGCUUCCAACAAGAAAAUCCAGAAAUCAAACUCCAUCAAGAUCGAGAACGUCUCAAAGACUGAAAGUAUCAAGAUUGAGAAACAUGUUCAUAGCAGCACGCAAGACAAAAAAGUCAACAUUCUUAAGGUUGAAAAGCAAGAACACACUGUCAGUGUCACCAAAGAAGAAAACAUGCGACCAAAACCAAAUAAUGUCAUGGCCCCACCAAAACUAACUUCCCUUGUUUACUGCAAGGAUCCUGUACGAGACAAAAUCCGUGAGCUUCUUUCAGAGGCAUUAUGCAAAGUUUCUGGUGAAGUUGAAGAUGAAUUAAGAGAUGAAGUGGAAGCUUCAGAUCCUUACAGAGUCGCUGUGUCAGUGGAGUCUGCAAUGUUUGAAAAAUGGGGGAGAUCAAAUGGGGCACAAAAGUUCAAAUACAGAUCGAUCAUGUUCAAUAUUAAAGAUCCUAAAAACCCUGAUUUCAGAAGGAAAGUGUUGCUUGGGCAUGUGAAACCAGAAAGGGUUCUUGAACUGACACCUGAAGAGAUGGCGAGCACUGAAAGACAAAUGGAGAAUGUGAAAAUAAAAGAGAAAGCUUUAAUGGAGUGUGAACGUGGGGCCCCACCAAAAGCCACCACAGAUCAGUUCAGAUGUGGGAGAUGUGGGAAACGGAAGUGCACUUAUUACCAGUUGCAGACUCGGAGUGCUGAUGAACCCAUGACCACUUUUGUCACCUGUGUAAACUGCGAUAAUCACUGGAAGUUCUGUUAAUGGAAUCAGCCAUUUGUCAGAAGUGUAGGGCCUUAAGUGGACUUGUCAAUUACGCACGGAAGGUGUUCGAUAAAAGUCCUUGAGGUUCGAUAAAGAUCAUGGGGUUAAUAAUGAUGCUGUGUACGUGUGUGUGUGUGUAUAGAUGAAGUUACUCGGUGGAAGGGUUGCAUGACUUGCAUCUAUCUAAAAAAACAUUACUAAAUAAAAAAUUCAAUACUAUUUCUUUAUUAAGUAAUCGGAGCCAUGGUAUGCACUAGAUUUUAUUGCAUGUUUUAAAACACUGUUUCCAAAUAGGAAGUGACAUACAAAUACAAUUAUGUAAUGAUACAUGUAAAAGUUUGGUGAUCCAUGCAUUACAUUUUUAGGCACAAUGAUGAUGUUGUUUAUCCUUGAUUGCUUGAAACAUUUGUGAGCUCUUGUAGAAAAUUCCUGCUCUUCUUUUAUAAUCCAUUGGUUCUUUUCCAUCAUCUUCCCCCAUGAUCGCUUCCAUCUCCAUUAACUCAACCUCUUCAUUUACAUUGUCAUCUUCUUUGCUUUCCUCCACAGCCCUAUCCCAUUUGUCUUCACUCGUCUCCUCCUUUCGUUUGCUCGCUGGCCUCAUCUUCCAAUCUCCUCCACCACUCUUCACACGCCCCUUCUGUCGCCGGAAACCUUGCCGGAGGUUCAACCUCCGGUGGUGUUUUCCUGGUUGAGAAACGAAGUUUGAGAUUUGUAGCUGUGGGGGCUGGGGUGCAUGCAGGCUGGAGAUACAAACACAAGCCUCCAUCUGAG
Molecule: messenger RNA, 1909 nt
Organism: Lactuca virosa
Lineage: Eukaryota; Viridiplantae; Streptophyta; Magnoliopsida; Asterales; Asteraceae
Source: the annotation of a GenBank genome assembly